CGCCGACGACGCUGUGAUCGUUUCUACUGUGCUUUGAUACUUCUCCUUCGUGUCUCGUCGAUCACGUAACCAUGUGACCGUCGUUCUCCUCGAUAUUCAUUCGACCAUGGAUGAUCCAUAAUAAUCGAGCGUAACAUCUCUUUGCUAUAUAAUACAUUUUAAUGGCUUACAAAGUCUAAAGCUCAGUAGCUUAGGAGAAAUGCAAUUUUAAAAAUAAUAUAGAUGUUCGUAAAAGAGUUUGAAAAACUUUCGAGUCAAAAACGAGUCAAAACGUUACAUGGAACGAUGAUUUUGUGCAUAGAAAAAAUAUGGAUGAUGUUUGUCGUCGUUUGCGAAAAAGAUGAACAGAAUUUUUCCACGCUUGCUGUCACGUGUAUAACGUGAAAGGAAAUAAAAAACGGAAUAAAAGUGGUACGUUUUGCGCGUAUGAUUAAGUCGGUGCGUGAUGUUAUUAUGUGAGACAAUGCGGUGGGGUGAUGGAUCGUGCGAUCUGUUGCGAUGCAAGUUUUUCGUUCUUUUGGUUCUCGUUGGCUGCAGCGAUGGAUACUUGAACAUUUUUAUCAGCCAGGCUCAGGUUAUGAAACUGUUGGGGCUCGAAGCUGAGUUAUACUACGUCAGGGAAGGAGUGGUUAAUACGUAUGCGAUGAAUUUCGUUGUGCCUGUUCCUGCAUACAUCGCGGAUCUCGAAUUCACUUGGCAGAGUCUUGCCGGACAUCCAUUACCGUACUCGAUGGAAUUGGAUUACGACGUAGUCGGUGUUCCGGGCGGUGUAUCCGGAAUGAUGGCACUGCUUCCUCCCAGAGUGAACGUGUCGGCUAGGGGAGAGGUGCCAGUCACGCUGCAAGUCUUUAGGAUCAGGCUACCGUGCUCGGGUCUCGUGAGUGCGCAAAUUCCUUUGGCUUUGAGGUUGAACGUCACAGCCCCACCUGGUACCAAAUACAACGAUACCAUUUUAGUAUUCAAGAGAAACAAGAUUUGUUUGAAAGGAGUGCAAGCACCUCCCAGAAAUGAUUCGGUACGUUUGGAACCAGGACCUUUGGUGAAUGGUGCCGGAGCUCUUUAUAUCGCCGCAACAUGUGCGUGCGCUUUGAUAUUAGUCGUUGGAAGCGUAGCAAGCGCCUUGUACAUUCGCAACAGCAAGGCUCGCAUUCAAGAAUCCCAGAAAACACUGCCCUGCUGUAGCUAUUCGGCGGCAGACACCGGCGGCUUAGCCAGAAGUUCUGUCCUGGUUAGAGUCGACCCACGACCCGGAAGCGCGAAUUCCGGAAGUUACGCAACCAUUGCCGACCUAGAGCCACUCUAUGCGAGACCUUGCGGUUCCAGAGCGAGUUACUACGCUUCCAGCCAUGUGACGCAUCUGAGCCAGUCGACCGAUCCUUGCGAGAAGGCUAGGGCACUCGCGGUAUCGAGGUCUGCGCUCUACUGUCGCAAUCUCGUACAGGAGGGCACCUUCGGACGCGUCUACAAAGGUACCUUGGAAUUGGUCGGCCGUGAACAAGAAGUCAUCAUAAAGACAGUCACAGAAGUGGCAUCGGCUUAUCAAGCCUCUUUGCUGGUGGUCGAGGGCUCGCAGCUGGCAGGAUUAGUGCAUGCAAACAUAGCUUCGCUCGCCGCCGCCUGCCUGGAUAGUUCUUGUCCGUUAUUGGCAUACACGAGUUCACCAGGCGAGUUGAAUUUGAAGUUGUACCUUACCGACGGAAACCAUCAUCCUGGGACCAGGGACUUGGUGCACGUUGGCGCGCAGGUUGCUAGAGCAGGGGCAUUCUUGCACGGUCGAGGGCUCUUGCACAGGGAUAUCGCUGCCAGAAACUGUUUGAUCGAGCCAAGCAGUCUUCGCGUGCGAUUAGCUGAUACGGCUUUGGCGCGAGAUCUCUUCCCUCAGGAUUACCAUUGUCUCGGUGAUAACGAGAACAGACCCAUUCGUUGGAUGGCCUUGGAGACUCUCCAGCACAAUCAGUAUAGCACGGCGACGGACGUGUGGUCAUUCGGAGUGUUCCUGUGGGAAUUGGCGACGAUGGGCCAGCAACCGUACGUCGAGGUGGAUCCUUUCGAAAUGAUGGCGUGUCUUCGAGAUGGUUAUCGACUGGCCCAACCGAGGCCAUGCCCGGACGAAUUUUUCGCUGUAAUGGCCGUCUGUUGGUUAGGCCUUUCCAGAGACCGGCCGACCAUGCCUCAACUUCUCGCCUAUCUGCAAGACUUUCACGAUGCCCUGGGCGGCUUCGUUUAAAAUAUUUAUACUCGAACGUCUCACGAUGUUCCUUGAAACAGCGAAGCAUUCUGGAAUGAUAUGUUCGAAUCACGUCGCGGAACCUUUCCGUCAACGUCCCUCGCGAGAGUUCUGAACGCAAGAAAGAGGAUUCAACGUGAGCGGGAAUCAAAACGAAGACUCAUCGAGAGAGAGACUCACGAUAAAGAUAGCUCGGCGAUGAAUGACGAAUUUUUUGAAAGUAACCAACACCGCCCAGAAGGGCGUGGUUUUUCAUUUAAAAAAGGAUAAAAAAAGACGAGACUCGAAAGCGGAGAUGCAAUCGUAUGGAAUUGAAGAUCACUGCCCAUUUGCAAUCGUACAGAAUUGAAAAUCACUGCCCAUAUUAUUGAUCGUCAGCAACGGUACUCGACAUUCCCUCUGGCGCGUAUCGGCGGGCCACGUUGUUUUCGAAAUUCCGUUUGGAGAAUCAAACAGGUGAAUGGAAACAGGCGAUGAUGGUUGAACAAGACUGAGAUGCAAUUCCGCGGAUUAAAAUGAUUCGAUUACGGAGAAACGAACGAAGUGCGGCCCGAUCGGCGAUGGAAAGAUCGAUGCGGAUAUAUCCGUCCAUAGCAGUUAAAAAAAAAGGGACUCGAAGCGCGCAACAUUUUUUAUAACGUGACAGAAAACGCGGCGCCUGUGAACUCGCAGUCACCGCUAUCCGUUGUGCGCGUUACAACAUCGGUUCGCAGGCGCGCUUUCGCAACGUUCUCCUUGGUUUCUUUCUUUCUUUUGCAAAUUUUACGAUGUCGCUACUUUUCCAUAAUCUCGAAGCAUGUUAGAAAAGAUUACAACGAUUUUCACUUGCCAAACUUGAAAGAAAAUGUUGCGUGAAACUUAAAUGGUCUCGUCGAUUCGAGCACUGCGUCAAAAAUCUCUAUAAUCAAAAUUGUAUUCGAUCAAAAUGUGCGAAUCUGCUACUUCGCAAGGCCGAGAAUAACCGGAUGACUAUUUUCUUAGACAUUUUCAAACGCUUUUAUUCGCGUCAAUAUUUGACUGUUCAGCUACGCGUGCAAAAUUCUUCUAGCAAAUUUCAAAGCAAAGAGUACAAAGUCUUGCGUUCUUCUCAAGUGUCUUUUCGCAAGUACAUUCGCGAUAUCGACUAUGCUAUGAUAUUACGAUAUUGGAUCACAUAAAAAUAUACUCUUUGUACGGAAUAAGAGAAACAGCUCUAGAAUUUUGGCAAGUUAUAAACGAAGUUAUCUGCGCAUGUAUAGCUACUUCUGUGGUAUCGUUAACCUGAAAAAUAUUUGCUUGCAACGAUUUUAUAAAUAAUGCAUCGAGCUCGAAAAGGGGAAAGUUUGCAGCAAGAGGGGAGACAGAACACAGGCAAGAAUACGGUAUAUUGCCUCUUGCUAACGCAUUUUCCGGGAAAUUAUUCCGAUUAUUAAAACUUUCGCAAACGUGCGAACAUUUACAAAUAAUUUCACUCAGAUUCCUAAACGCAACCUCGUAAACAUAAUUUCCCUCGAACGAAGUACGUAAUAGGAAUAAUUUAGUAAAAAUUGAAAUAAACUCAGUAUCGCGAAUGUAUUUUCUGAAAAGCUCGAUGAUGCGACGAUCUAAGCAGAAAUAUGCGAAUGUCGUAUUGCGUAAAAAAGAUCGAGGCCUAUUACGCGGAGAGUUAUAAAACUAACGUUACAUGCAUUUUCGUAUGUAAUUUGAGAUUGUUUGUAUUAUCCGUUUUGACACGAAACAGUAUCAAGACGAUUCUAUUUGGGCAAGGACGUUUAACGUUCCUUGAGCCUAAUAAGAGGCUCGAGAGGUUCGCGGUGCAUUGGUUGCGAAGUUUCAGCGUUAUCUUUAGUUGCGAUCAUCGUUAUAGAAUAAUUUAUCAAAGAGAUUAUCGGUGCGAAUUUAUUACAAUGUAUUUACGUUACGCUAUUCUAUUAUCGGUUGCAACAUUGAUUCUCGACGAAUGAAAAGAAGCGGCUUACAUAUCAAACAAAGAUCUAUCUCGUGUGUUCUCUUUAUCCUAUCGGAAUGUUUUUUAAUCGCAAUUUAAUUCUAUAAAGCGAUAUUUGUCCGAAUAGCAGGAUAUCGCUACUGUUCCGUGUCUCGAUGGAUAAGAUAAAACAAUCUGGGAACACGGAACCGUUGAUUUCGAUGAAUCCUUUCGAUUCCUUUGAAGAAGCGCUUGCAUCGUCCGAGCGCGCUGGAUCACGAUUAUAUUCGAUGGUUAUUCGUUAAGUAUCGCGAUUGCGAAACUUUCAUAUAAUCGUAACCGAAACGACGGAGGGAGCAAAAGCGAAGCUCGGGACACAUAGGAAUCAAAUUGUCGUAUCUGACCUUCCAUAAGCAUAUACUGUUACGUAAAUGGGCGGUCGAACUAUACGUACUCGUAGUUAUGUACCUAUUAGCCACACCGCGCAAGUCACUUCAAAUAUCCACGUCUCGCGUCGGAUUGCACAAAUUAUGCAGCAUGUCAAACAAGUCGCAAUGUCGUGGUUUUCGCUGAGCAUUUAACCGUUUGCGGUCCGGCUUAUUCUUCCCACCGUUCGUCCACUCUGUUCUAUUAUAUUAAUCGAAGCGGACACUUGUCACCGUUUGUCUCCGCGAUACUUUUCUCUAGUUUUAUCAUUUGACACGCGCGUGUUGCAACUUCGUGACAAGUGUACCGUAAAUCUCGCGGUGAAACAUCUUUGCGUUUAACAAACGGCAAGUUACGUACGAAGACUCGUGUUUUACUACUCGAUUAAAUUUCGAGCAGUAUUUAUAUAAAUUUCGAUGGAUGAAUCGAUAGGCGAUGCGCUGGUAAAUCCAAAUGGAAAAUCGCAAAGAAUUAUUCGAAACUAGUGUUUAAUACGUUUAUGAUACAAUUACGAAUCGUUUAUUGGACGAAACGCUCUGCGUAGAUCGAUCACCGUCAACUCCUAUUCUUCGAGCGUAAGAUAUUUCAACAGAAAUUAGUAGGAUAUUUUUAUGCGGAAAGAUAUACGUACAUCUUUAGGUACUAAAGAUACCAAACAUAUAUAUUUAAGGAUAAAAAGCUAUUUUCUAGUCUUUACUAGUCUAAUUGUUUAACGAUAUGUCAACCUUAGUCACGAGCUUAUCGAAAGAGACAUUUUAUUUCAAAAAUAUAAUUUAACAUCGUCGAUUCGACGUAGCACUUUUGUGCUUGACGUCUAGUCAUCAAAUAAUUUACGGUUAACAUUUAGUUUAUAAGUUAAUGG
Bombus terrestris (buff-tailed bumblebee) is the source of this 5421-nucleotide messenger RNA. Its product is annotated as tyrosine-protein kinase Drl. NCBI's taxonomy places the organism in Eukaryota, Metazoa, Arthropoda, Insecta, Hymenoptera, Apidae. The coding region runs from base 446 to 2227 and encodes 593 amino acids. Gene Ontology annotation, cellular component: signaling receptor complex. The record is from RefSeq and is a predicted model, not a curated record. Gene Ontology annotation, biological process: multicellular organism development; positive regulation of kinase activity; cell surface receptor protein tyrosine kinase signaling pathway. The transcript is spliced from 9 exons. Gene Ontology annotation, molecular function: ATP binding; protein tyrosine kinase activity.